Messenger RNA from Pomacea canaliculata, 30726 nucleotides. RefSeq lists its product as uncharacterized. The record is from RefSeq and is a predicted model, not a curated record. Bases 110 to 30490 code for a protein of 10126 amino acids. Gene Ontology annotation, molecular function: protein binding. Gene Ontology annotation, cellular component: extracellular matrix. The transcript has 65 exons. NCBI's taxonomy places the organism in Eukaryota, Metazoa, Mollusca, Gastropoda, Architaenioglossa, Ampullariidae.
CGGUGGGACUUCAGUCACAUUGCUCCCUCUUUCUGGCCACAUAAAGCUAGACAGCAGCUUGAAAAGAAUCCCAUUCGAGCACGAAGGCAAUUCUCAAUUUCGUGGGACAAUGUCCCCGAGUGUGCCAUUAAUACGGACAAAACCAACAUGGCUUCUGACACUCAUAUGCCUUCAAUAUUUCGUGUCUUCCCUAAACGGCCAAAACCUGAAUUCUUGCACCAUAAGCACGCUGGUGGUGGAGCACAAGAAUCUGACUUGUGGACCGGCUGUCAUGUAUGCUAUUUACGGAGACGGCUGGACCAUCAAUAAAACGAAAACACUACAGUACAACGGAUGGGGAAACGACAUCAGCAAGCUCGUGGAAAACAUCCAGCAGGGCCGAGGUCUUUGCUUCUUGGACCAGGUUACAGACAGUAAACUGCAAGUCUGCUGCGAGAAAUGGACAGGAGAAAACUGCUCGAUACCCAUAUGCAACCCUCCAUGCCAAAAUGGCGGCGUUUGCGUGAGUCCAGACAAGCCGUGCGAAUGCCAGAGUGGUUGGGCCGGCAAUGAGUGCGACGAGAAAAUCUCAGAUAUAGACAGCGACCACCAGUACUGCUACAACGAUAGGUCAUGCAAAGGAACCAAACUCUUUGGCGGAGUUGUAACGACGGAACCUGAGUGUUGCGCCUUUGCUGGAGCCAAGUCCUGGGGCAGUACUUACAAGAAAACCUGCCUUUCGUGCGGACAACCCGCCAACGUAUCCAUUGUGACGCCACCCUCAUCGCAGACCUUCUUGACGUGCGUAUCGUCUGGCAACGGUUACUUCAGAACUUUCGAUGGCGUGGCCUUUAACUCGAACUCAACCUGCCUGCUGACGAUGAUGAUGACUGCCACCUUCAAAGUCGAGGCUGCCACCGACUGUGACCCGAGAAACACCUGUAAAUGCCUCAAGAUCGCGUACUUCAGAGAGACUGGCGGUGAGUUCUAUUACGCAUACUUCAACGGAACACUCACGAAGUACAUCAGUGCAAAUGCAACAAUCGUUGAAAGCAUCGACGCCGACUCUUUGACUUCAUCCAGUGCUGCUAAUCUAGGCGGUGUUAUGGACAUUCAGCGUAUAGGAGACAUGGAUUACUUAACUUGGAAAACCUACUCAGUGACAAUCCGAUUUGACCCUGACGGAAACAUGUACAUAACGAUACCUGUAACCCACAACUUUGGUCAGAUGAGGGGCGCUUGUGGCGACGCUGACCGUGACUUACAAGACGAACUGAAAUAUGUCGAUAACCAAAACCAAGCUGUUAUGCUGAUCAACGAGUACAGUUCUACACCAUGUGGAAACCCGUUUGACGUGUUGUGUGAAAACGAGGCCAUGAAGAGCGAGGGUAGAGAAGCCUGCAACGCCAUAAACUCUCAACUCUUCCAGCCAUGCUACAGUACUCAGUCGAUUUCCCCAGACAACGCCUUCCAACACUGCAUGAUGGCGUACUGCACGGGUAGAAAGCAAAGCAAGAGCGUGGCGGAGCAAGCGAGAUGCAGUGCCAUUGCCAGCCUUGCCAGCAUGUGCGCGGAGCAAGGUGUGGUGGUGUUCUGGAGGUCGUCUACAUUUUGCAGUCGCGAGUGCAAGGCCAACCAAACGUACACGGCUUGUGGGUCUCAGUGCCCCCGGACUUGUGGUGUGCCCUUGACCAACUACAUGAGCGAGGAGUGCAACAAGUGCGUUCCAGGAUGCCAAUGCAAACAGGGGCUUAUGGCUUACAAUAACACUUGUGUGCCGCCCAGCGAGUGUCCAUGCACGUACAAGUCCAACGUCUACAGCGUCGGCGAGAUCACCGAGACAGUGGAUCACCGCCAGAUAUGUUCAUGUGAACCCUUCGGUCAUUGGAGCUGCAAUACCACGGAGAGUACUUCGUCGUGCUAUGUCUUGGGACACAGCAACGUGCAGACCUUCGACGGCUUACGACUCAUCCUCGGGGCCAACAUUAGUGAUGUCAGCGAAAAGUGCGGCUACAAACUAGUGGUUUCAAAGAGUCAAGAUUUCAAAGUCAAGAUAGAAGCCUCACCCUGCAGCAUGGGCGGUGGUCUUUGUGUCUCCUCAGUAAAGGUCGAUUCCCGUGCAUCGUCAUGUCAACUUAAACUGGAAAAUGGCGAAAUUAAUGUCUACAACAAUAACAAAAAAGUCACGCUGAAUCCCAGCAAAUGCGGUGACUUUAACGCAAAAAAAGUAACUGCGACUGCAACGACAGUGGAGACCCAAGAUAUACGUGUGACCUUCUACACUAACAACAUUGUCCGUGUCGACGCCAAAAUAGAGCAGUUAUUUGGUGAGGUGCAAGGUAUCUGUGGCAACCUUAACCUUGCCCGUCAAGAUGAUCGCAUGCUUAGUAACGGCAUUCCAGCCAGCGACGAUAACGAGUUCAUCGAGGCUUACUCUUACAUCCCUGGUGAUGAAAGCAAGUACUGUGGGACAGGAUUCAAACCUCAGCUAAGCCCAAUACCUGCUCCGAUUUGCUUGGAGUUGGUGGCGUGGCUCACAUAUUAUGGGCUAGGCAUGCACGUGAAUUACGCACAAGACGCAUGUAGUUCUAACCCCAGCCCGCCCAACAUCUGUCCAUUCGUCACCACGAUGGCUGACAGUUUGCGCAGGUCCAUUUACGAUCUGCUACCCAGCGACAACACGACCUACCCUCUGUUGACUAGCAGCUGCAGCACCCCCACCCCGACAUGUCCUCAAAAUCUCGUGUACCGAAGCGUCGAGGUCUGCAAAUCCCUCUGCCGCGAUGCCCUCUACAUGAACGGAAGCUGCCUCCCGGGUACUGUGCAAGGGUGCGCCUGCGACAAGGGAGAGGUGAAAGGCGACGACAACGUUUGCCACGAGCCACCCGAGUGCACGUGCUAUGAUGCUUCCCGGGGUGUCAUCUACCAGCCCGGAGAAACGGACGUCACCAACUGCCAGAGAUGCACUUGUACCAACAGCAUUCUAAGUUGUGUGAAGACCGAGUGCGACCAGACGAUAUGUCCAGCCGGCCAGGAGGAGGUGUCGGACAUGGUCCCCAAGGAAGGCGAGUGUCAGCGUCUCCUGUGUCCCACCAAGUACUCCAACGAAUACGGUUGCGCAGACAACGAAUUCCAACUGAGUAGCUGCCGGUGUCCCAAUGGCACGGCGGAGACCGCCUCCGGAGAGUGUGUCCCAAAAGACAAGUGUCAUUGCUAUUACUUGGGAAGCUGGUACGAAACCGGCGCAAACAUCACAGAGAACUGCUUCAUCAAGACCUGUCUCAAUGGUAUAUGGUAUGUUACUGACUCAAUUGACUGCAUAGCCACCUGCGUGAUAUCAGGUGCCAGGAGGAGGAUCCAGACAUGGGACUACACCCGGUACUACUUUCAGGGCUCCUGUGUUUACGUGCUUUUUCAGUCCGUCUCAACCGCCAAUCCGUUAAAAAUCACAUACCAAAACGUGAUGUGCGGUAGCUCAGGGGUCCCAUGCUCCACGUCAAUGCACGUUUAUGCGUACAACACGACCUUCCAGUUUCUCCGAGGAGUAGGCCUCAUCGUCAACAACAAAAUAAUCGGUAUGGACACGGCAUGGAGUAUGGCCAACGGCGUGGUGCAGAUCUACCCUUCCACAUCCUCAAUGAGCAUGUUCUUGAGGGAUGAAGGGGUGAUGAUACUUUGGACCGACGGUCUUUUUAGCCAGAUUCAGGUGACCAGUAGAUGGAAGGGACUAACGUCAGGUAUGUGUAGCCCUUACGACGAAAACUCCGGCAACGACUUGAUGACGCGCGAAGGGGUGAUGGCCGAUAACCCCAACCAGUUGGGCAACAACUGGAAGGAGCCAGGCUAUUCGUGCAGCGACGUCCCGGAAAAUCAAAUUUCCGUUACCCCAUGCACCGAUAAACCAAACCGUCAGCAGUGGGCCACAAUGUCGUGUGAGAUCAUCAAGACCUCACCAAACUUCGCAGCAUGUCGCGCCGCGAUGGCGACGUCAGAUGUGGAUGGGUUCUACGUGAACUGUGUGAACGAUGCAUGCGCUUGUGACAGUGGCGGCGACUGUCAGUGCGUGUGUGACGCUCUCAAGGAGUUUGCUGCUGAGUGCAGCCGCGUGGGUGCCGCUGUGAAGUUCCGCAGUCAACCUACGUGCCCUAUGAUGUGCGAUGAAGACAAGAAAUACUACCACUGUGCAUCACCCAUUCAACCCACAUGCGAGGAUCCGAACCCGGAACAGACCAACAAAAACAACACUUUCACUUGUAUCGAAGGAUGCUUCUGCCCCCCGGGCACCGUUUUAUCUGGCUCUAAGUGCGUCCCUGUGGAAAACUGUCCAUGUCCCUUGCAUGGAUAUUCCUAUCCCCCAGGCUCAGUUAUAAUCAGGAAUUGUAUGAACUGCACCUGCAGAAACCGAACAUUUCAGUGCGAAGGGAAAAACUGUAGCCAUGAAUGCAACUCAACAUUUGAGUUCAAGUGUGAAGGCAGCGAUCACUGCAUACCCCUUGAGGACAGAUGCGAUCAAAUGUAUCAGUGCCCAGAUGGCUCUGAUGAGAAGAACUGCACAGCACCCAACUGUACAGAGCAUCAGUUCCAGUGCCACACAGACGACAGCAUAAAGUGCAUCCCUGGUUACCAGGUCUGUGACGGGAUUCCGCACUGCGCCGACGGAAGUGACGAGAUCGAGUGUCACGGCAACUGCACUGAAGGACAGUUUCAGUGCAACAGCGGUCACUGCAUUGACCUCGACUAUUUCUGCGACGACUUCUUCGACUGUUCGGAGGCGGAGGACGAGCCGCCGCACUGCAACCCGUGUCCCCAAAACCACACCCACUGCAACAUCUCCUCCUGCAUCCCUAAGAACACCACCUGCGAUGGCCACGACGACUGUGGAGACGGAUCGGACGAAGUGGGAUGCCAAACACCAACAUCACCCGUAACAUUAACAACCAGGACAACACAACCAAUGACCACUACAGAGACGACAACCGUGCCUUCAACAAGCUUCACAACUACAGUUUCCACCACAACAGCUUCAGUGACGACUCUGACUUCAUAUCCCGCAACAAGUUUAUCGUUAUCCACCUCAAUCCCAUCGACAAUCUCAACGACUUCUACGACCACAACUCAGUUCACUUCAACGCAAUAUUCAUCCACGUUUACACCUUCUCCUUCAGUUACACCUUCAUCAUCAACUACAACGCCUUCGACAAGCGUCACGUCUCCAACAACAUCACCACUUUCUACUUCCACACCCACCUCCUCAACACCUUCAGUAACGCCCUCUUCCACCACUUCAUCAGGAACACCACCAACGUCUACAACACCGUCGUCAUCUACCUCUACGCCUACAAUAUCCACUACGCCAGUAUCUCAAACCACAACACCAUCUACUACUCCCUCAACACUACCUGCUGAGUAUUCCACAUCUGUUUCCUUGUCGACAACGUCUCCAACGACUCAGCCUUCCACAAGUACAAUAUCAUCCACAACGAUUUCUUCCACAAAAAUCUCUACCUCUCCCACAACCUCUCCCACUUCUACCUCACAGACGUCUACUAUCACCCCAUCAGUACCAACCACAGCUACAUCACCCAUAAGCACGUCGUCAGUAACUCCUUCGUCUACGAUAUCAUCAGUAACACCAUCGUCAUCAACAUUUACAGCCACUACUUCUUCUACACCUACCACACCUUCAUCAACAGGCACAGCUUCUUCUAUUUCUACUACAUCUUCAAUAUCGACAGCUACAUCCACGCCCUCCUCCACGGCCACUCCUACCCUCACACCCUCAUCCUCUGCAGAGACGCCCUCUACAAACGUCACUUCUCCUACACUUACGACAUCCCCAACUUCCACACUGACAUCCACCACUUCUCCAGUAACACUUUCUUCGUCUACAACACCACCAGCAACGGGCACAACUCCUUCGGGUCCUACAGCACCGACAACAUCUCCAGCUACGUCCACUCCCUCUUCCACUCCCACGUCUUCAGUUACACCUUCAUCAUCAACUGCAACGCCUUCGACAAGCGUCACGUCUCCAACAACAUCACCACUUUCUACUUCCACACCCACCUCCUCAACACCUUCAGUAACGCCCUCUUCCGCCACUUCAUCAGGAACACCAUCAACGUCUACAACACCGUCGUCAUCUACCUCUACGCCUACAAUAUCCACUACGUCAGUAUCUCAAACCACAACACCAUCUACUACUCCCUCAACACUACCUGCUGAGUAUUCCACAUCUGUUUCCUUGUCGACAACGUCUCCAACGACUCAGCCUUCCACAAGUACAAUAUCAUCCACAACGAUUUCUUCCACAAAAAUCUCUACCUCUCCCACAACCUCUCCCACUUCUACCUCACAGACGUCUACUAUCACCCCAUCAGUACCAGCCACAGCUACAUCACCCAUAAGCACGUCGUCAGUAACUCCUUCGUCUACGAUAUCAUCAGUAACACCAUCGUCAUCAACAUUUACAGCCACUACUUCUUCUACACCUACCACACCUUCAUCAACUUCUUCUAUUUCUACUACAUCUUCAAUAUCGACAGCUACAUCCACGCCCUCCUCCACGGCCACUCCUACCCUCACACCCUCAUCCUCUGCAGAGACGCCCUCUACAAGCGUCACUUCUCCUACACUUACGACAUCCCCAACUUCCACACUGACAUCCACCACUUCUCCAGUAACACUUUCUUCGUCUACAACACCACCAGCAACGGGCACAACUCCUUCGGGUCCUACAGCGCCGACAACAUCUCCAGCUACGUCCACUCCCUCUUCCACUCCCACGUCUUCAGUUACACCUUCAUCAUCAACUGCAACGCCUUCGACAAGCGUCACGUCUCCAACAACAUCACCACUUUCUACUUCCACACCCACCUCCUCAACACCUUCAGUAACGCCCUCUUCCGCCACUUCAUCAGGAACACCAUCAACGUCUACAACACCGUCGUCAUCUACCUCUACGCCUACAAUAUCCACUACGUCAGUAUCUCAAACCACAACACCAUCUACUACUCCCUCAACACUACCUGCUGAGUAUUCCACAUCUGUUUCCUUGUCGACAACGUCUCCAACGACUCAGCCUUCCACAAGUACAAUAUCAUCCACAACGAUUUCUUCCACAAAAAUCUCUACCUCUCCCACAACCUCUCCCACUUCUACCUCACAGACGUCUACUAUCACCCCAUCAGUACCAACCACAGCUACAUCACCCAUAAGCACGUCGUCAGUAACUCCUUCGUCUACGAUAUCAUCAGUAACACCAUCGUCAUCAACAUUUACAGCCACUACUUCUUCUACACCUACCACACCUUCAUCAACUUCUUCUAUUUCUACUACAUCUUCAAUAUCGACAGCUACAUCCACGCCCUCCUCCACGGCCACUCCUACCCUCACACCCUCAUCCUCUGCAGAGACGCCCUCUACAAGCGUCACUUCUCCUACACUUACGACAUCCCCAACUUCCACACUGACAUCCACCACUUCUCCAGUAACACUUUUUUCGUCUACAACACCACCAGCAACGGGCACAACUCCUUCGGGUCCUACAGCACCGACAACAUCUCCAGCUACGUCCACUCCCUCUUCCACUCCCACGUCUUCAGUUACACCUUCAUCAUCAACUGCAACGCCUUCGACAAGCGUCACGUCUCCAACAACAUCACCACUUUCUACUUCCACACCCACCUCCUCAACACCUUCAGUCACGCCCUCUUCCGCCACUUCAUCAGGAACACCAUCAACGUCUACAACACCGUCGUCAUCUACCUCUACGCCUACAAUAUCCACUACGUCAGUAUCUCAAACCACAACACCAUCUACUACUCCCUCAACACUACCUGCUGAGUAUUCCACAUCUGUUUCCUUGUCGACAACGUCUCCAACGACUCAGCCUUCCACAAGUACAAUAUCAUCCACAACGAUUUCUUCCACAAAAAUCUCUACCUCUCCCACAACCUCUCCCACUUCUACCUCACAGACGUCUACUAUCACCCCAUCAGUACCAACCACAGCUACAUCACCCAUAAGCACGUCGUCAGUAACUCCUUCGUCUACGAUAUCAUCAGUAACACCAUCGUCAUCAACAUUUACAGCCACUACUUCUUCUACACUACCACACCUUCAUCAACUUCUUCUAUUUCUACUACAUCUUCAAUAUCGACAGCUACAUCCACGCCCUCCUCCACGGCCACUCCUACCCUCACACCUCAUCCUCUGCAGAGACGCCCUCUACAAGCGUCACUUCUCCUACACUUACGACAUCCCCAACUUCCACACUGACAUCCACCACUUCUCCAGUAACACUUUCUUCGUCUACAACACCACCAGCAACGGGCACAACUCCUUCGGGUCCUACAGCACCGACAACAUCUCCAGCUACGUCCACUCCCUCUUCCACUCCCACGUCUUCAGUUACACCUUCAUCAUCAACUGCAACGCCUUCGACAAGCGUCACGUCUCCAACAACAUCACCACUUUCUACUUCCACACCCACCUCCUCAACACCUUCAGUAACGCCCUCUUCCGCCACUUCAUCAGGAACACCAUCAACGUCUACAACACCGUCGUCAUCUACCUCUACGCCUACAAUAUCCACUACGUCAGUAUCUCAAACCACAACACCAUCUACUACUCCCCUCAACACUACCUGCUGAGUAUUCCACAUCUCCACUACUUCUUCUACACCUACCACACCUUCAUCAACUUCUUCUAUUUCUACUACAUCUUCAAUAUCGACAGCUACAUCCACGCCCUCCUCCACGGCCACUCCUACCCUCACACCCUCAUCCUCUGCAGAGACGCCCUCUACAAGCGUCACUUCUCCUACACUUACGACAUCCCCAACUUCCACACUGACAUCCACCACUUCUCCAGUAACACUUUCUUCGUCUACAACACCACCAGCAACGGGCACAACUCCUUCGGGUCCUACAGCGCCGACAACAUCUCCAGCUACGUCCACUCCCUCUUCCACUCCCACGUCUUCAGUUACACCUUCAUCAUCAACUGCAACGCCUUCGACAAGCGUCACGUCUCCAACAACAUCACCACUUUCUACUUCCACACCCACCUCCUCAACACCUUCAGUAACGCCCUCUUCCGCCACUUCAUCAGGAACACCAUCAACGUCUACAACACCGUCGUCAUCUACCUCUACGCCUACAAUAUCCACUACCCACUAUUCUUCUACACCUACCACACCUUCAUCAACUUCUUCUAUUUCUACUACAUCUUCAAUAUCGACAGCUACAUCCACGCCCUCCUCCACGGCCACUCCUACCCUCACACCCUCAUCCUCUGCAGAGACGCCCUCUACAAGCGUCACUUCUCCUACACUUACGACAUCCCCAACUUCCACACUGACAUCCACCACUUCUCCAGUAACACUUUCUUCGUCUACAACACCACCAGCAACGGGCACAACUCCUUCGGGUCCUACAGCACCGACAACAUCUCCAGCUACGUCCACUCCCUCUUCCACUCCCACGUCUUCAGUUACACCUUCAUCAUCAACUGCAACGCCUUCGACAAGCGUCACGUCUCCAACAACAUCACCACUUUCUACUUCCACACCCACCUCCUCAACACCUUCAGUAACGCCCUCUUCCGCCACUUCAUCAGGAACACCAUCAACGUCUACAACACCGUCGUCAUCUACUCUACGCCUACAAUAUCCACUACAUCAGUAACACCAUCGUCAUCAACAUUUACAGCCACUACUUCUUCUACACCUACCACACCUUCAUCAACUUCUUCUAUUUCUACUACAUCUUCAAUAUCGACAGCUACAUCCACGCCCUCCUCCACGGCCACUCCUACCCUCACACCCUCAUCCUCUGCAGAGACGCCCUCUACAAGCGUCACUUCUCCUACACUUACGACAUCCCCAACUUCCACACUGACAUCCACCACUUCUCCAGUAACACUUUCUUCGUCUACAACACCACCAGCAACGGGCACAACUCCUUCGGGUCCUACAGCGCCGACAACAUCUCCAGCUACGUCCACUCCCUCUUCCACUCCCACGUCUUCAGUUACACCUUCAUCAUCAACUGCAACGCCUUCGACAAGCGUCACGUCUCCAACAACAUCACCACUUUCUACUUCCACACCACCUCCUCAACACCUUCACCUUCCACAAGUACAAUAUCAUCCACAACGAUUUCUUCACAAAAAUCUCUACCUCUCCCACAACCUCUCCCACUUCUACCUCACAGACGUCUACUAUCACCCCAUCAGUACCAACCACAGCUACAUCACCCAUAAGCACGUCGUCAGUAACUCCUUCGUCUACGAUAUCAUCAGUAACACCAUCGUCAUCAACAGUUUACAGCCACUACUUCUUCUACACCUACCACACCUUCAUCAACUUCUUCUAUUUCUACUACAUCUUCAAUAUCGACAGCUACAUCCACGCCCUCCUCCACGGCCACUCCUACCUCACACCCUCAUCCUCUGCAGAGACGCCCUCUACAAGCGUCACUUCUCCUACACUUACGACAUCCCCAACUUCCACACUGACAUCCACCACUUCUCCAGUAACACUUUCUUCGUCUACAACACCACCAGCAACGGGCACAACUCCUUCGGGUCCUACAGCACCGACAACAUCUCCAGCUACGUCCACUCCCUCUUCCACUCCCACGUCUUCAGUUACACCUUCAUCAUCAACUGCAACGCCUUCGACAAGCGUCACGUCUCCAACAACAUCACCACUUUCUACUUCCACACCCACCUCCUCAACACCUUCAGUAACGCCUCUUCCGCCACUUCAUCAGGAACACCAUCAACGUCUACAACACCGUCGUCAUCUACCUCUACGCCUACAAUAUCCACUACGUCAGUAUCUCAAACCACAACACCAUCUACUACUCCCUCAACACUACCUGCUGAGUAUUCCACAUCUGUUUCCUUGUCGACAACGUCUCCAACGACUCAGCCUUCCACAAGUACAAUAUCAUCCACAACGAUUUCUUCCACAAAAAUCUCUACCUCUCUCACAACCACUCCCAUUUCUACCUCACAGACGUCUACUAUCACCCCAUCAGUACCAACCACAGCUACAUCACCCAUAAGCACGUCGUCAGUAACUCCUUCGUCUACGAUAUCAUCAGUAACACCAUCGUCAUCAACAUUUACAGCCACUACUUCUUCUACACCUACCACACCUUCAUCAACUUCUUCUAUUUCUACUACAUCUUCAAUAUCGACAGCUACAUCCACGCCCUCCUCCACGGCCACUCCUACCCUCACACCCUCAUCCUCUGCAGAGACGCCCUCUACAAGCGUCACUUCUCCUACACUUACGACAUCCCCAACUUCCACACUGACAUCCACCACUUCUCCAGUAACACUUUCUUCGUCUACAACACCACCAGCAACGGGCACAACUCCUUCGGGUCCUACAGCGCCGACAACAUCUCCAGCUACGUCCACUCCCUCUUCCACUCCCACGUCUUCAGUUACACCUUCAUCAUCAACUGCAACGCCUUCGACAAGCGUCACGUCUCCAACAACAUCACCACUUUCUACUUCCACACCCACCUCCUCAACACCUUCAGUAACGCCCUCUUCCGCCACUUCAUCAGGAACACCAUCAACGUCUACAACACCGUCGUCAUCUACCUCUACGCCUACAAUAUCCACUACGUCAGUAUCUCAAACCACAACACCAUCUACUACUCCCUCAACACUACCUGCUGAGUAUUCCACAUCUGUUUCCUUGUCGACAACGUCUCCAACGACUCAGCCUUCCAAAGUACAAUAUCAUCCACAACGAUUUCUUCCACAAAAAAAUCUCUACCUCUCCCACAACCUCUCCCACUUCUACCUCACAGACGUCUACUAUCACCCCAUCAGUACCAACCACAGCUACAUCACCCAUAAGCACGUCGUCAGUAACUCCUUCGUCUACGAUAUCAUCAGUAACACCAUCGUCAUCAACAUUUACAGCCACUACUUCUUCUACACCUACCACACCUUCAUCAACUUCUUCUAUUUCUACUACAUCUUCAAUAUCGACAGCUACAUCCACGCCCUCCUCCACGGCCACUCCUACCCUCACACCCUCAUCCUCUGCAGAGACGCCCUCUACAAGCGUCACUUCUCCUACACUUACGACAUCCCCAACUUCCACACUGACAUCCACCACUUCUCCAGUAACACUUUCUUCGUCUACAACACCACCAGCAACGGGCACAACUCCUUCGGGUCCUACACCGCGACAACAUCUCCAGCUACGUCCACUCCCUCUUCCACUCCCACGUCUUCAGUUACACCUUCAUCAUCAACUGCAACGCUUCGACAAGCGUCACGUCUCCAACAACAUCACCCACUUUCUACUUCCACACCCACCUCCUCAACACCUUCAGUAACGCCCUCUUCCGCCACUUCAUCAGGAACACCAUCAACGUCUACAACACCGUCGUCAUCUACCUCUACGCCUACAAUAUCCACUACGUCAGUAUCUCAAACCACAACACCAUCUACUACUCCCUCAACACUACCUGCUGAGUAUUCCACAUCUGUUUCCUUGUCGACAACGUCUCCAACGACUCAGCCUUCACAAGUACAUAUCAUCCACAACGAUUUCUUCCACAAAAAUCUCUACCUCUCCACAACCUCUCCCACUUCUACCUCACAGACGUCUACUAUCACCCCAUCAGUACCAACCACAGCUACAUCACCCAUAAGCACGUCGUCAGUAACUCCUUCGUCUACGAUAUCAUCAGUAACACCAUCGUCAUCAACAUUUACAGCCACUACUUCUUCUACACCUACCGCACCUUCAUCAACAGGCACAACUCCUUCUAUUUCUACUACAUCUUCAAUAUCGACAGCUACAUCCACACCCUCCUCAACGGCCACUCCUUCCGUCACACCCUCAUCCUCUGCCGAGACGCCCUCUACAAGCGUCACUUCUCCUACACUUACGACAUCCCCAACCUCCACACUGACAUCCACCACUUCUCCAGUAACACUUUCUUCGUCUACAACACCACCAGCAACGGGCACAACUCCAUCGAGUACAACACCUUCAAUUUCGUCAGCUACUUCAACUUCUGUGUCGACUACCUUAACGUCUUACGGAAGCUCCUCAUCGUUUGUCAGUUCCUCUACAAGCUCUACCACAACGCCUUUUUCUGAAACACCCUCAGCGACUACAUUAUCAUCUUUCUCAACGACAAUUUCUUCAAUACCUUCAACUCUUUCGUCCACCUUAACUCCAACUUCAAGUUCUUUUAGUUCAACUUCAACCUCACCUUUCUUAUCUACAUCAUCAUCUAUUGUUUCAACCAGUUUUACCACUUCUGCGUCAUCAGAAGAAUCUACCACAGAAACAACAAUCGCAUCAUCUACAACACAAACAACACCGGAAUCAACUACACAGAGAACAACGCAAAAAUCAACUUCAGCUCCUUCCACAUCUCCCUCUACUUUCACACCUACAUCAUCUACAGCAUACAUGUCCACCAUUACGCCCCCUACCACUAAACCCUCCACGUCAACAUCGUCAUUCACCACAACUGGAUCUACUCAAACUUCUACGGAAUCAACAACAUUGACAACGCUCUCACGUACGACAUAUUUGCUGUCAACGUCGUUGUCAUCAUUCUCAACAAAUGAAUUAGAAUCGACUACACGUGGUGUUACAUUCACAACCCCCACAACGUCACUCACCUCUACCACGCCAUCGCCACCUUCUUCCCCAUUAACGCCAUCUUCACCCACCACACCUUCUUCCACCACACCUCCACCCACACCAACAACUCCUUCCUCCACUACAUCGCCCACUUCCACACCAUCUUCAACUACCACACCCACAGGCACCACGCCUUCUUCAACUUCAACUCCUUCCACAUCGCCCACUACUUUCACACCUUCAUCAUCUACCACAUCCGUUUCCACCAUUACGUCACCUACCACGACACCCUCCACGUCAACGCCUCCCCAAUCCUCCACGACCACGACUUCAUCCACAUCUCCCUCGAGCAUCACAACUCCCUCUGGGCCAACUGCCACACCCACAGGUACCACACUCUCUUCACCGUCCUCGUCACCAACCACACCUUCUUCCACUACAUCUCCAACAUCCACUAGCACCUCCACCACCUCGCCCACGUCCACUACUACUUUCCCCACUACAUCCUCCAUUUCAACAACUUCCGCCACCACAAUUUCAAGCUCUACAACACCAUCCACAACCCCCUCGACACUCUUUGCUUCUUAUUCCACCUCACCAGUCUCCCUCUCUACUUCGCCUUCAACAGCAUCAACAUCCACAACGCCUUCCUCGACGGUAACCCUAACCCCCACCACGUCACUCACCUCUACCACCACUCCAUCCACUCCCACAUCUUCCGUGUCCACACCUCCAUCGUCUUCCACGAGCCCUCCAACCGGAACCACUUUGCAAACCUCCACAAUCACGCCGUCCUCUACGAUUUCUACAACUCCCUCCAGCACCACACCUACACCUCCAUCGUCUUCCACGACCCCUCAAACCGGAACCACCCCGCAAACUUCCAUCACCACGCCAUCGUCUACGGCUUCCACAUCUCCCAUCAGCACCACAACUCAAUCGUCCCCCACUACAACACCAACAGGUACCACCACGCCUUCUUCCCCAUCUACGCCAUCUUCACCCACCACACCUUCUUCCACCACACCUCCACCCACACCAACAAUUCCUUCCUCCACUACAUCGCCCACUUCCACACCAUCUUCAACUACCACACCCACAGGCACCACGCCUUCUUCAACUUCAACUCCUUCCACAUCGCCCACUACUUUCACACCUUCAUCAUCUACCACAUCCGUUUCCACCAUUACGUCACCUACCACGACACCCUCCACGUCAACACCUCCCCAAUCCUCCACGACCACGACUUCAUCAUCUCCCUCGAGCAUCACAACUCCCUCUGGGCCAACUGCCACACCAACAGGUACCACACCCUCUUCAUCGUUCUCGUCACCAACCACACCUUCUUCCACUACAUCUCCAACAUCCACUAGCACCUCUCCCACCUCCACCACCUCGCCGACGUCCACUACUACUUUCCCCACUACAUCCUCCAUUUCAACAACUUCCGCCACCACGAUUUCAAGCUCUACAACACCAUCCACAACCCCCUCGACACUCUUUGCUUCUUAUUCCACCUCACCAGUCUCCCUCUCUACUUCGCCUUCAACAGCAUCAACAUCCACAACGCCUUCCUCGACGGUAACCCUAACCCCCACCACGUCACUCACCUCUACCACCACUCCAUCCACUCCCACAUCUUCCGUGUCCACACCUCCAUCGUCUUCCACGAGCCCUCCAACCGGAACCACUUCGCAAACCUCCACCAUCACGCCGUCCUCUACGAUUUCUACAACUCCCUCCAGCACCACACCUACACCUCCAUCGUCUUCCACGAACCCCUCAAACCGGAACCACCCCGCAAACUUCCAUCACCACGCCAUCGUCUACGGCUUCCACAUCUCCCAUCAGCACCACAACUCCAUCGUCACCCACUACAACACCAACAGGUACCACCACGCCUUCUUCCCCAUCCACGCCAUCUUCACCCACCACACCUUCUUCCACCACACCUCCACCCACACCAACAACUCCUUCCUCCACUACAUCGCCCACUUCCACACCAUCUUCAACUACCACACCCACAGGCACCACGCCUUCUUCAACUUCAACUCCUUCCACAUCGCCCACUACUUUCACACCUUCAUCAUCUACCACAUCCGUUUCCACCAUUACGUCACCUACCACGACACCCUCCACGUCAACUUCUCCCCAAUCCUCCACGACCACGACUUCAUCCACAUCUCCCUCGAGCAUCACAACUCCCUCUGGGCCAACUGCCACACCCACAGGUACCACACCCUCUUCACCGUCCUCGUCACCAACCACACCUUCUUCCACUACAUCUCCAACAUCCACUAUCUCCCUCUCUACUUCGCCUUCAACAGCAUCAACAUCCACAACGCCUUCCUCGACGGUAACCCUAACCCCCACCACGUCACUCACCUCUACCACCACUCCAUCCACUCCCACAUCUUCCGUGUCCACACCUCCAUCGUCUUCCACGAGCCCUCCAACCGGAACCACUUCGCAAACCUCCACCAUCACGCCGUCCUCUACGAUUUCUACAACUCCCUCCAGCACCACACCUACACCUCCAUCGUCUUCCACGACCCCUCAAACCGGAACCACCCCGCAAACUUCCAUCACCACGCCAUCGUCUACGGCUUCCACAUCUCCCAUCAGCACCACAACUCCAUCGUCACCCACUACAACACCAACAGGUACCACCACGCCUUCUUCCCCAUCCACGCCAUCUUCACCCACCACACCUUCUUCCACCACACCUCCACCCACACCAACAACUCCUUCCUCCACUACAUCGCCCACUUCCACACCAUCGUCAACUACCACACCCACAGGCACCACGCCUUCUUCAACUUCAACUCCUUCCACAUCGCCCACUACUUUCACACCUUCAUCAUCUACCACAUCCGUUUCCACCAUUACGUCACCUACCACGACUCCCUCCACGUCAACUUCUCCCCAAUCCUCCACGACCACGACUUCAUCCACAUCUCCCUCGAGCAUCACAACUCCCUCUGGGCCAACUGCCACACCAACAGUCUCCCUCUCUACUUCGCCUUCAACAGCAUCAACAUCCACAACGCCUUCCUCGACGGUAACCCUAACCCCCACCACGUCACUCACCUCUACCACCACUCCAUCCACUCCCACAUCUUCCGUGUCCACACCUCCAUCGUCUUCCACGAGCCCUCCAACCGGAACCACUUCGCAAACCUCCACCAUCACGCCGUCCUCUACGAUUUCUACAACUCCCUCCAGCACCACACCUACACCUCCAUCGUCUUCCACGACCCCUCAAACCGGAACCACCCCGCAAACUUCCAUCACCACGCCAUCGUCUACGGCUUCCACAUCUCCCAUCAGCACCACAACUCCAUCGUCACCCACUACAACACCAACAGGUACCACCACGCCUUCUUCCCCAUCCACGCCAUCUUCACCCACCACACCUUCUUCCACCACACCUCCACCCACACCAACAACUCCUUCCUCCACUACAUCGCCCACUUCCACACCAUCUUCAACUACCACACCCACAGGCACCACGCCUUCUUCAACUUCAACUCCUUCCACAUCGCCCACUACUUUCACACCUUCAUCAUCUACCACAUCCGUUUCCACCAUUACGUCACCUACCACGACACCCUCCACGUCAACUUCUCCCCAAUCCUCCACGACCACGACUUCAUCCACAUCUCCCUCGAGCAUCACAACUCCCUCUGGGCCAACUGCCACACCCAACAGCACCCCUCCCACCUCCACCACCUCGCCCACGUCCACUACUACUUUCCCCACUACAUCCUCCAUUUCAACAACUUCCGCCACCACGAUUUCAAGCUCUACAACACCAUCCACAACCCCCUCGACACUCUUUGCUUCUUAUUCCACCUCACCAGUCUCCCUCUCUACUUCGCCUUCAACAGCAUCAACAUCCACAACGCCUUCCUCGACGGUAACCCUAACCCCCACCACGUCACUCACCUCUACCACCACUCCAUCCACUCCCACAUCUUCCGUGUCCACACCUCCAUCGUCUUCCACGAGCCCUCCAACCGGAACCACUUCGCAAACCUCCACCAUCACGCCGUCCUCUACGAUUUCUACAACUCCCUCCAGCACCACACCUACACCUCCAUCGUCUUCCACGACCCCUCAAACCGGAACCACCCCGCAAACUUCCAUCACCACGCCAUCGUCUACGGCUUCCACAUCUCCAUCAGCACCACAACUCCAUCGUCACCCACUACAACACCAACAGGUACCACCACGCCUUCUUCCCCAUCCACGCCAUCUUCACCCACCACACCUUCUUCCACCACACCUCCACCCACACCAACAACUCCUUCCUCCACUACAUCGCCCACUUCCACACCAUCUUCAACUACCACACCCACAGGCACCACGCCUUCUUCAACUUCAACUCCUUCCACAUCGCCCACUACUUUCACACCUUCAUCAUCUACCACAUCCGUUUCCACCAUUACGUCACCUACCACGACACCCUCCACGUCAACUUCUCCCCAAUCCUCCACGACCACGACUUCAUCCACAUCUCCCUCGAGCAUCACAACUCCCUCUGGGCCAACUGCCACACCAACAGGUACCACACCCUCUUCACCGUCCUCGUCACCAACCACACCUUCUUCCACUACAUCUCCAACAUCCACUAGCACCCCUCCCACCUCCACCACCUCGCCCACGUCCACUACUACUUUCCCCACUACAUCCUCCAUUUCAACAACUUCCGCCACCACGAUUUCAAGCUCUACAACACCAUCCACAACCCCCUCGACACUCUUUGCUUCUUAUUCCACCUCACCAGUCUCCCUCUCUACUUCGCCUUCAACAGCAUCAACAUCCACAACGCCUUCCUCGACGGUAACCCUAACCCCCACCACGUCACUCACCUCUACCACCACUCCAUCCACUCCCACAUCUUCCGUGUCCACACCUCCAUCGUCUUCCACGAGCCCUCCAACCGGAACCACUUCGCAAACCUCCACCAUCACGCCGUCCUCUACGAUUUCUACAACUCCCUCCAGCACCACACCUACACCUCCAUCGUCUUCCACGACCCCUCAAACCGGAACCACCCCGCAAACUUCCAUCACCACGCCAUCGUCUACGGCUUCCACAUCUCCCAUCAGCACCACAACUCCAUCGUCACCCACUACAACACCAACAGGUACCACCACGCCUUCUUCCCCAUCCACGCCAUCUUCACCCACCACACCUUCUUCCACCACACCUCCACCCACACCAACAACUCCUUCCUCCACUACAUCGCCCACUUCCACACCAUCUUCAACUACCACACCCACAGGCACCACGCCUUCUUCAACUUCAACUCCUUCCACAUCGCCCACUACUUUCACACCUUCAUCAUCUACCACAUCCGUUUCCACCAUUACGUCACCUACCACGACACCCUCCACGUCAACUUCUCCCCAAUCCUCCACGACCACGACUUCAUCCACAUCUCCCUCGAGCAUCACAACUCCCUCUGGGCCAACUGCCACACCAACAGGUACCACACCCUCUUCACCGUCCUCGUCACCAACCACACCUUCUUCCACUACAUCUCCAACAUCCACUAGCACCCCUCCCACCUCCACCACCUCGCCCACGUCCACUACUACUUUCCCCACUACAUCCUCCAUUUCAACAACUUCCGCCACCACGAUUUCAAGCUCUACAACACCAUCCACAACCCCCUCGACACUCUUUGCUUCUUAUUCCACCUCACCAGUCUCCCUCUCUACUUCGCCUUCAACAGCAUCAACAUCCACAACGCCUUCCUCGACGGUAACCCUAACCCCCACCACGUCACUCACCUCUACCACCACUCCAUCCACUCCCACAUCUUCCGUGUCCACACCUCCAUCGUCUUCCACGAGCCCUCCAACCGGAACCACUUCGCAAACCUCCACCAUCACGCCGUCCUCUACGAUUUCUACAACUCCCUCCAGCACCACACCUACACCUCCAUCGUCUUCCACGACCCCUCAAACCGGAACCACCCCGCAAACUUCCAUCACCACGCCAUCGUCUACGGCUUCCACAUCUCCCAUCAGCACCACAACUCCAUCGUCACCCACUACAACACCAACAGGUACCACCACGCCUUCUUCCACCACACCUCCACCCACACCAACAACUCCUUCCUCCACUACAUCGCCCACUUCCACACCAUCUUCAACUACCACACCCACAGGCACCACGCCUUCUUCAACUUCAACUCCUUCCACAUCGCCCACUACUUUCACACCUUCAUCAUCUACCACAUCCGUUUCCACCAUUACGUCACCUACCACGACACCCUCCACGUCAACUUCUCCCCAAUCCUCCACGACCACGACUUCAUCCACAUCUCCCUCGAGCAUCACAACUCCCUCUGGGCCAACUGCCACACCAACAGGUACCACACCCUCUUCACCGUCCUCGUCACCAACCACACCUUCUUCCACUACAUCUCCAACAUCCACUAGCACCCCUCCCACCUCCACCACCUCGCCCACGUCCACUACUACUUUCCCCACUACAUCCUCCAUUUCAACAACUUCCGCCACCACGAUUUCAAGCUCUACAACACCAUCCACAACCCCCUCGACACUCUUUGCUUCUUAUUCCACCUCACCAGUCUCCCUCUCUACUUCGCCUUCAACAGCAUCAACAUCCACAACGCCUUCCUCGACGGUAACCCUAACCCCCACCACGUCACUCACCUCUACCACCACUCCAUCCACUCCCACAUCUUCCGUGUCCACACCUCCAUCGUCUUCCACGAGCCCUCCAACCGGAACCACUUCGCAAACCUCCACCAUCACGCCGUCCUCUACGAUUUCUACAACUCCCUCCAGCACCACACCUACACCUCCAUCGUCUUCCACGACCCCUCAAACCGGAACCACCCCGCAAACUUCCAUCACCACGCCAUCGUCUACGGCUUCCACAUCUCCCAUCAGCACCACAACUCCAUCGUCACCCACUACAACACCAACAGGUACCACCACGCCUUCUUCCCCAUCCACGCCAUCUUCACCCACCACACCUUCUUCCACCACACCUCCACCCACACCAACAACUCCUUCCUCCACUACAUCGCCCACUUCCACACCAUCUUCAACUACCACACCCACAGGCACCACGCCUUCUUCAACUUCAACUCCUUCCACAUCGCCCACUACUUUCACACCUUCAUCAUCUACCACAUCCGUUUCCACCAUUACGUCACCUACCACGACACCCUCCACGUCAACUUCUCCCCAAUCCUCCACGACCACGACUUCAUCCACAUCUCCCUCGAGCAUCACAACUCCCUCUGGGCCAACUGCCACACCAACAGGUACCACACCCUCUUCACCGUCCUCGUCACCAACCACACCUUCUUCCACUACAUCUCCAACAUCCACUAGCACCCCUCCCACCUCCACCACCUCGCCCACGUCCACUACUACUUUCCCCACUACAUCCUCCAUUUCAACAACUUCCGCCACCACGAUUUCAAGCUCUACAACACCAUCCACAACCCCCUCGACACUCUUUGCUUCUUAUUCCACCUCACCAGUCUCCCUCUCUACUUCGCCUUCAACAGCAUCAACAUCCACAACGCCUUCCUCGACGGUAACCCUAACCCCACCACGUCACUCACCUCUACCACCACUCCAUCCACUCCCACAUCUUCCGUGUCCACACCUCCAUCGUCUUCCACGAGCCCUCCAACCGGAACCACUUCGCAAACCUCCACCAUCACGCCGUCCUCUACGAUUUCUACAACUCCCUCCAGCACCACACCUACACCUCCAUCGUCUUCCACGACCCCUCAAACCGGAACCACCCCGCAAACUUCCAUCACCACGCCAUCGUCUACGGCUUCCACAUCUCCCAUCAGCACCACAACUCCAUCGUCACCCACUACAACACAACAGGUACCACCACGCCUUCUUCCCCAUCCACGCCAUCUUCACCACCACACUUCUUCCACCACACCUCCACCACACCAACAACUCCUUCCUCCACUACAUCGCCCACUUCCACACCAUCUUCAACUACCACACCCACAGGCACCACGCCUUCUUCAACUUCAACUCCUUCCACAUCGCCCACUACUUUCACACCUUCAUCAUCUACCACAUCCGUUUCCACCAUUACGUCACCUACCACGACACCCUCCACGUCAACUUCUCCCCAAUCCUCCACGACCACGACUUCAUCCACAUCUCCCUCGAGCAUCACAACUCCCUCUGGGCCAACUGCCACACCACAGGUACCACACCCUCUUCACCGUCCUCGUCACCAACCACACCUUCUUCCACUACAUCUCCAACAUCCACUAGCACCCCUCCCACCUCCACCACCUCGCCCACUCUCCCUCUCUACUUCGCCUUCAACAGCAUCAACAUCCACAACGCCUUCCUCGACGGUAACCCUAACCCCCACCACGUCACUCACCUCUACCACCACUCCAUCCACUCCCACAUCUUCCGUGUCCACACCUCCAUCGUCUUCCACGAGCCCUCCAACCGGAACCACUUCGCAAACCUCCACCAUCACGCCGUCCUCUACGAUUUCUACAACUCCCUCCAGCACCACACCUACACCUCCAUCGUCUUCCACGACCCCUCAAACCGGAACCACCCCGCAAACUUCCAUCACCACGCCAUCGUCUACGGCUUCCACAUCUCCCAUCAGCACCACAACUCCAUCGUCACCCACUACAACACCAACAGGUACCACCACGCCUUCUUCCCCAUCCACGCCAUCUUCACCCACCACACCUUCUUCCACCACACCUCCACCCACACCAACAACUCCUUCCUCCACUACAUCGCCCACUUCCACACCAUCUUCAACUACCACACCCACAGGCACCACGCCUUCUUCAACUUCAACUCCUUCCACAUCGCCCACUACUUUCACACCUUCAUCAUCUACCACAUCCGUUUCCACCAUUACGUCACCUACCACGACACCCUCCACGUCAACUUCUCCCCAAUCCUCCACGACCACGACUUCAUCCACAUCUCCCUCGAGCAUCACAACUCCCUCUGGGCCAACUGCCACACCCAACAGGUACCACACCCUCUUCACCGUCCUCGUCACCAACCACACCUUCUUCCACUACAUCUCCAACAUCCACUAGCACCCCUCCCACCUCCACCACCUCGCCCACGUCCACUACUACUUUCCCACUACAUCCUCCAUUUCAACAACUUCCGCCACCACGAUUUCAAGCUCUACAACACCAUCCACAACCCCCUCGACACUCUUUGCUUCUUAUUCCACCUCACCAGUCUCCCUCUCUACUUCGCCUUCAACAGCAUCAACAUCCACAACGCCUUCCUCGACGGUAACCCUAACCCCCACCACGUCACUCACCUCUACCACCACUCCAUCCACUCCCACAUCUUCCGUGUCCACACCUCCAUCGUCUUCCACGAGCCCUCCAACCGGAACCACUUCGCAAACCUCCACCAUCACGCCGUCCUCUACGAUUUCUACAACUCCCUCCAGCACCACACCUACACCUCCAUCGUCUUCCACGACCCCUCAAACCGGAACCACCCCGCAAACUUCCAUCACCACGCCAUCGUCUACGGCUUCCACAUCUCCCAUCAGCACCACAACUCCAUCGUCACCCACUACAACACCAACAGGUACCACCACGCCUUCACCCACACCAACAACUCCUUCCUCCACUACAUCGCCCACUUCCACACCAUCUUCAACUACCACACCCACAGGCACCACGCCUUCUUCAACUUCAACUCCUUCCACAUCGCCCACUACUUUCACACCUUCAUCAUCUACCACAUCCGUUUCCACCAUUACGUCACCUACCACGACACCCUCCACGUCAACUUCUCCCCAAUCCUCCACGACCACGACUUCAUCCACAUCUCCCUCGAGCAUCACAACUCCCUCUGGGCCAACUGCCACACCAACAGUCUCCCUCUCUACUUCGCCUUCAACAGCAUCAACAUCCACAACGCCUUCCUCGACGGUAACCCUAACCCCCACCACGUCACUCACCUCUACCACCACUCCAUCCACUCCCACAUCUUCCGUGUCCACACCUCCAUCGUCUUCCACGAGCCCUCCAACCGGAACCACUUCGCAAACCUCCACCAUCACGCCGUCCUCUACGAUUUCUACAACUCCCUCCAGCACCACACCUACACCUCCAUCGUCUUCCACGACCCCUCAAACCGGAACCACCCCGCAAACUUCCAUCACCACGCCAUCGUCUACGGCUUCCACAUCUCCCAUCAGCACCACAACUCCAUCGUCACCCACUACAACACCAACAGGUACCACCACGCCUUCUUCCCCAUCCACGCCAUCUUCACCCACCACACCUUCUUCCACCACACCUCCACCCACACCAACAACUCCUUCCUCCACUACAUCGCCCACUUCCACACCAUCUUCAACUACCACACCCACAGGCACCACGCCUUCUUCAACUUCAACUCCUUCCACAUCGCCCACUACUUUCACACCUUCAUCAUCUACCACAUCCGUUUCCACCAUUACGUCACCUACCACGACACCCUCCACGUCAACAUCUCCCCAAUCCUCCACGACCACGACUUCAUCCACAUCUCCCUCGAGCAUCACAACUCCCUCUGGGCCAACUGCCACACCAACAGUCUCCCUCUCUACUUCGCCUUCAACAGCAUCAACAUCCACAACGCCUUCCUCGACGGUAACCCUAACCCCCACCACGUCACUCACCUCUACCACCACUCCAUCCACUCCCACAUCUUCCGUGUCCACACCUCCAUCGUCUUCCACGAGCCCUCCAACCGGAACCACUUCGCAAACCUCCACCAUCACGCCGUCCUCUACGAUUUCUACAACUCCCUCCAGCACCACACCUACACCUCCAUCGUCUUCCACGACCCUCAAACCGGAACCACCCGCAAACUUCCAUCACCACGCCAUCGUCUACGGCUUCCACAUCUCCCAUCAGCACCACAACUCCAUCGUCACCCACUACAACACCAACAGGUACCACCACGCCUUCUUCCCAUCCACGCCAUCUUCUCCCACACACCUUCUUCCACCACACCUCCACCCACACCAACAACUCCAUCCUCCACUACAUCGCCCACUUCCACACCAUCUUCAACUACCACACCCACAGGCACCACCCCUUCUUCAACUUCAACUCCUUCCACAUCGCCCACUACUUUCACACCUUCAUCAUCUACCACAUCCGUUUCCACCAUUACGUCACCUACCACGACACCCUCCACGUCAACUUCUCCCCAAUCCUCCACGACCACGACUUCAUCCACAUCUCCCUCGAGCAUCACAACUCCCUCUGGGCCAACUGCCACACCAACAGGUACCACACCCUCUUCACCGUCCUCGUCACCAACCACACCUUCUUCCACUACAUCUCCAACAUCCACUAGCACCCCUCCCACCUCCACCACCUCGCCCACUCUCCCUCUCUACUUCGCCUUCAACAGCAUCAACAUCCACAACGCCUUCCUCGACGGUAACCCUAACCCCCACCACGUCACUCACCUCUACCACCACUCCAUCCACUCCCACAUCUUCCGUGUCCACACCUCCAUCGUCUUCCACGAGCCCUCCAACCGGAACCACUUCGCAAACCUCCACCAUCACGCCGUCCUCUACGAUUUCUACAACUCCCUCCAGCACCACACCUACACCUCCAUCGUCUUCCACGACCCCUCAAACCGGAACCACCCCGCAAACUUCCAUCACCACGCCAUCGUCUACGGCUUCCACAUCUUCCAUCAGCACCACAACUCCAUCGUCACCCACUACAACACCAACAGGUACCACCACGCCUUCUUCCCCAUCCACGCCAUCUUCACCCACCACACCUUCUUCCACCACACCUCCACCCACACCAACAACUCCUUCCUCCACUACAUCGCCCACUUCCACACCAUCUUCAACUACCACACCCACAGGCACCACGCCUUCUUCAACUUCAACUCCUUCCACAUCGCCCACUACUUUCACACCUUCAUCAUCUACCACAUCCGUUUCCACCAUUACGUCACCUACCACGACACCCUCCACGUCAACUUCUCCCCAAUCCUCCACGACCACGACUUCAUCCACAUCUCCCUCGAGCAUCACAACUCCCUCUGGGCCAACUGCCACACCAACAGUCUCCCUCUCUACUUCGCCUUCAACAGCAUCAACAUCCACAACGCCUUCCUCGACGGUAACCCUAACCCCCACCACGUCACUCACCUCUACCACCACUCCAUCCACUCCCACAUCUUCCGUGUCCACACCUCCAUCGUCUUCCACGAGCCCUCCAACCGGAACCACUUCGCAAACCUCCACCAUCACGCCGUCCUCUACGAUUUCUACAACUCCUCCAGCACCACACCUACACCUCCAUCGUCUUCCACGACCCCUCAAACCGGAACCACCCCGCAAACUUCCAUCACCACGCCAUCGUCUACGGCUUCCACAUCUCCCAUCAGCACCACAACUCCAUCGUCACCCACUACAACACCAACAGGUACCACCACGCCUUCUUCCCCAUCCACGCCAUCUUCACCCACCACACCUUCUUCCACCACACCUCCACCCACACCAACAACUCCUUCCUCCACUACAUCGCCCACUUCCACACCAUCUUCAACUACCACCCACAGGCACACGCCUUCUUCAACUUCAACUCCUUCCACAUCGCCCACUACUUUCACACCUUCAUCAUCUACCACAUCCGUUUCCACCAUUACGUCACCUACCACGACACCCUCCACGUCAACUUCUCCCCAAUCCUCCACGACCACGACUUCAUCCACAUCUCCCUCGAGCAUCACAACUCCCUCUGGGCCAACUGCCACACCAACAGCACCACACCUACACCUCCAUCGUCUUCCACGACCCCUCAAACCGGAACCACCCGCAAACUUCCAUCACCACGCCAUCGUCUACGGCUUCCACAUCUCCCAUCAGCACCACAACUCCAUCGUCACCCACUACAACACCAACAGGUACCACCACGCCUUCUUCCCCAUCCACGCCAUCUUCUCCCACCACACCUUCUUCCACCACACCUCCACCCACACCAACAACUCCUUCCUCCACUACAUCGCCCACUUCCACACCAUCUUCAACUACCACACCCACAGGCACCACGCCUUCUUCAACUUCAACUCCUUCCACAUCGCCCACUACUUUCACACCUUCAUCAUCUACCACAUCCGUUUCCACCAUUACGUCACCUACCACGACACCCUCCACGUCAACUUCUCCCCAAUCCUCCACGACCACGACUUCAUCCACAUCUCCCUCGAGCAUCACAACUCCCUCUGGGCCAACUGCCACACCAACAGGUACCACACCCUCUUCACCGUCCUCCACCACACCUACACCUCCAUCGUCUUCCACGACCCUCAAACCGGAACCACCCCGCAAACUUCCAUCACCACGCCAUCGUCUACGGCUUCCACAUCUCCCAUCAGCACCACAACUCCAUCGUCACCCACUACAACACCAACAGGUACCACCACGCCUUCUUCCCCAUCCACGCCAUCUUCUCCCACCACACCUUCUUCCACCACACCUCCACCCACACCAACAACUCCUUCCUCCACUACAUCGCCCACUUCCACACCAUCUUCAACUACCACACCCACAGGCACCACGCCUUCUUCAACUUCAACUCCUUCCACAUCGCCCACUACUUUCACACCUUCAUCAUCUACCACAUCCGUUUCCACCAUUACGUCAGCCUACCACGACACCCUCCACGUCAACUUCUCCCCAAUCCUCCACGACCACGACUUCAUCCACAUCUCCCUCGAGCAUCACAACUCCUCUGGGCCAACUGCCACACCAACAGGUACCACACCCUCUUCACCGUCCUCGUCACCAACCACACCUUCUUCCACUACAUCUCCAACAUCCACUAGCACCCCUCCCACCUCCACCACCUCGCCCACGUCCACUACUACUGUCCCUACUACAUCCUCCAUUUCAACAACUUCCGCCACCACGAUUUCAAGCUCUACAGCACCAUCCACAACCCCCUCGACACUCUUUGCUUCUUAUUCCACCUCACCAGUCUCCCUUUCUACUUCGCCUUCAACAGCAUCAACCGCGUCAACCUCCAACAAUACGCCAUCGUCUACGACGUCUACGCCAUCUUCCAGCAUCAUAACUACAUCUCCAUCGUCAUUCACCACCACUGGGUCUACUUCAACUUCUACCGAAUCCACAACUUUAACAACGCUCUCGCGAACGACAUAUUUGCUGUCAACGUCUUUGUCUUCAUUCUCAACAACUGAAUUACAAUCGACUUCACAUGGUGUUACUUUCACUACCACAACCACUUCACCUUCUGCCACUUCGCCAAUCAUUUCAUCUACGCUGACUCCCGAGUUUACUUCAUCUGAACUUACUACUUUGUUAUCUUCGACAACAAAGCCGUUGGUUACGUCAUCCCUGUCAACUCCAUUUACCAAUGUAUCGUCAACAGCUACACCUUGUUCGCCAUCUUACGAGUGGGGAGAUUGGGGACCGUGUUUGCCGUGUUUCUCCGGACGGGGAGUUCGGAAUCGAACUGGGCAAUGCGUGAGCUGUUGUAAUGGCAGCUUGGAAAUCAAACAGGAAGAAUCUUGCUUCGACUGUCAGUGCGAAGUCACACUGGAGAAAAUUUUGAAAGAGCUGGGUUAUCAUCCUGAAGAUAACAUUCUGGGGCAGUUAGAGGGCUCCAACAUCACCGUUACGUUCGACAAUGAGACAUUCUACUUGGAGCUCAACACCAGCGUCAUCAGCCAGUGUCACGAGUGUAUGUGCUACGACAAUGGAACAUUCAUGUGCGUAGUAAAGAGCUGUGAGUGCUUGCCGUGGUCACCGUGGACACCGUGCACUUGUUACACUCCCACGCAGACACGCAGACGCGUGGACAACUCCAUGCAAGGAGCCCCCGCCUACUGCACCAACGACACGGAAGUUCGCCAGUGUCCUCCCUGCACUACAUUGAGUCCCUUCACACUUACUACCACGACGAUCACUCCGACUACACCUCUUUGCCGGUCACCGUGGACUGACUGGUCUCCAUGCCCGGUAAAUACCUGCAACACCACCUCCACGCGUAAACGAACCUGCGACAUCUACAAUCCAUCCUGUAACUGCUCCUCCGCUGAGCAAACUCAGAUCCGUUCAUGUGGCUGUCCGACGAGUACCACGUCGCUGAUAACUACUACUACUCCGCUUACCACAGUCUGCCCGCACAAAGAGUGUUAUGAUGAAUGUAAGCACACCUGCCGCUACUACCGUGACCCUGACUGCGUAACCGUGUCCAAGGAGUGCGAUGAGCGGUGCGUGUGCCCAGAGGGCAUGCGAGAGGACAACGAUGGUGUAUGUGUUAACGAAACCAUGUGCCCCUGCCCAGGCAAAAACAAUACUUGGUAUCCAUUCGGUUUCAAUGUGAGCUACCCGGAUAUAUGUCUGCAAUGUCAGUGUAACGAGGCAGGGUACUUCUGUUCAGAAAUACCUGGAUGCUGUGUGUACGGCGACUGGACGCGGUGGUCAGACUGCAGCGUCAACUGUGGCAACGGAACUCAGUCUCGAAAGAGGCUGCCUAUUAACUCUCACUGCCCAUCAGAAGAUAUUGAGACACGUCCCUGUAAGGGCAAAUGUGUCUGCGUGGUCGAUGGAGUCACCCACGAAAACGGAACCAAGUACCGCUCACCACGCAACGAAUGCGAGAUUUGUGAGUGUCUCGAAGGGGUGGAAAGCUGCUAUUGGGACCAAUCUACAGCUGUGGAUGGAAACUGGAGCCCCUGGGGUGACUGGAGCUUGUGCGUGGGUACCACCAGCUGCCGAGAUUACAAUCACACCCGCUGUCGCUCAUGCAGCCAACCCAAGUGCGGUGGUAAAAACUGCGAAGGGAAGGCUGUGGACGUGCAACCGUGCAGCAACCAACCUUGCUGCAGCGUGUUCCAGUGGGGACCAUGGGGUGAUUGCUCGGUCACCUGUGAUGGAGGGCAGCGUCAACGUAGCAAGAUCUUCCUAGACGAUCGGACCGCCAGAGACUGUCAGAACACCAACGUUUAUGAAUUCGAGCCUUGCGGCGACUGUAUGUGUGACACCAUCAGUCCUUCAGAGUGGAGCGACUGGUCCCCUUGCAAGAACGACCUUCAAACCGACUGCGGCUGGGGCUCGCAGGAGCGCUCGCGGUCAACCGGAGAUUGUGCGGGUAUCAAGAUUACGGAAACAAUGCAGUGCUUCCUGGGCCCAUGUGAAUGCGGUGAAGGCCUCGUAUACAGCAACUACUCAUUGUGCCACAAGACCUGCGCGGACAUGUUCCCCGACCCGUCGUGCAACAUUAAGCCUCAUUCUGGCUGUGUGUGUCCUGGAAACAUGUACUACAACGGCUCCGCGUGCGUGACGUUUGAAGAGUGCAGGCAUUGUAUCUACAAUGGAGAGCAUUAUGAAGAAGGCAAGGAAUGGGACUGCGGAAACUGUAGCAAAUGCCAGUGCUGUAGCGGUCAUAUCUUACCUUCGCCUAAAGAAUGUCCUGACGUCACAAACUGUAAUCUGACGACUCAUCGACUAGAAUUCACUAACGACACCUGCUGCCCGCUUCAGUGCAUACCAAAGAAAUGCGAACUCAAACGCAAGCCCGCGGUCAACAUCACCGUGGAUGGCUGUGUCAGUGUGGAGAAGCACGUUGUGGAGUACUGCGAGGGUGAAUGCGAACCCUCCAAGCACCAGGUGAACUACGCCACGUCCACCUUGGCGCAAGCAGAGUGUCGCUGCUGUAGCGCAAGCGUGUCUCGUCUCGAUCAGAUUGAUCUGAAAUGUCCCGACGGAUCUCUGCGUGUGCACUCCAUCCCCAUCCUGUUAUCGUGCAACUGUAACGUCUCGCCGUGCGGUCACUCUUGACCAAACUGAGGACGAAGAGGAUAAGACGGAUUCGCUGCUCUUCGGUCACUACUGAUUUUACAGAAAAUUACAAUAAAGAAUGGACUGUGUUAUAUAGCUACUUAACAAUGUUUAUUGUUAAUGCCUUGCUGUUAUUUUGAGCUUCUUUUAAAUCUAAUAAAAUGUUUCCUUCCAAAUUAUCGACUUUAUUGUACGCCUUCUGUUUGUCUUCAGUAAAGCUGCUGUCUAAGGGUUAA